This is a messenger RNA of Penicillium chermesinum, 555 nucleotides long. RefSeq names its product 40S ribosomal protein eS10. Gene Ontology annotation, cellular component: cytosolic small ribosomal subunit. NCBI's taxonomy places the organism in Eukaryota, Fungi, Ascomycota, Eurotiomycetes, Eurotiales, Aspergillaceae. The transcript has 5 exons. Bases 1 to 555 code for a protein of 184 amino acids. Gene Ontology annotation, molecular function: RNA binding; structural constituent of ribosome. The record is from RefSeq and is a predicted model, not a curated record.
AUGACUAAGCGAUUCCACGAAUUGCGCCAGGAACUCGCGACAAUGCUUAUCCCUAAGGACGACCGCAAGAAGAUCCACGAGUACCUCUUCCGCGAGGGUGUGCUCGUGGCCAAGAAGGACUUCAACCUUCCCAAGCACGGUGACAUUGACACCAAGAACCUUUACGUCAUCAAGGCUCUUCAGUCCCUGAACUCCCGUGGCUACGUCAAGACCCAAUUCUCGUGGCAGUACUACUACUACACCCUCACCCCCGAGGGUCUGGACUACCUGCGCGAAUGGCUCCACCUCCCCGCUGAGGUUGUCCCUGCUACCCACAUCAAGCAGCAGCGCUCUCACGCUCCCCCUCGCGGCAUGCUCGGCGGUGAGGAGCGCGAGCGCCGUCCCCGUGCUCCCCGUGAGGGUGGCUACCGCCGCCGCGAAGAGGGUAAGGAGGGUGGUGCUCCCGGCGAGUUCGCUCCCCUCCUUCCGUGGUGGCUUCGGCCGUGGCCGCGGUGCCCCCCAGCAGUAAGGGCGAGGCCUUUAGUGUCCUUUCAUCCGCUGCUUCGGUCUUCCUAG